Danio aesculapii is the source of this 721-nucleotide messenger RNA. RefSeq names its product troponin I, skeletal, slow c (gene tnni1c). Gene Ontology annotation, cellular component: troponin complex. The transcript has 6 exons. Gene Ontology annotation, biological process: muscle contraction. The record is from RefSeq and is a predicted model, not a curated record. The annotation marks the transcript as partial. Lineage: Eukaryota; Metazoa; Chordata; Actinopteri; Cypriniformes; Danionidae.
UAUUUGAGCCAUUUUUUAAUAGACUUUAUUUUGUAUGUUCAACAGACACCUCAGCCAUUGGGCCCGCGGGUACAAGCCAAGCCAAAAUCGAAGAUCUCUGCAUCUCGAAAACUCUCCUUAAAGAUCCUGCUGCUCCAGAGGGCCAUGGAGGAGCUGGAGCAGGAGAAGGUCAGCCGGGAUGAAGAAAAGGUGAAAUAUCUGAGCGAGAAACUUCCACCUCUUCAAAUAACAGGCCUUCAGCUGGAGGAGCUGCAGAAACUGUGUCGGCAGCUCCAUGCCAAAAUCGACAGUGUGGACGAGGAGAGAUACGACUUUGAGGCCAAAGUGGUUAAAAACAACAAAGAUAUCCAUGAGCUGAAGCUGAAGGUGCAGGAUCUGGGAGGGAAGUUUAAGAAACCGGCGCUCAGGAAGGUGCGCGUGUCUGCAGACGAGAUGAUGAGAGCACUGCUGGGCUCCAAACACAAGGGCUCCAUGGACCUCCGAGCAAACCUCAAAUCUGUCAAGAAAGAGGACAUCAAACAAGAGAAGGUUAUGUCCACAGAGGUGGGCGACUGGAGAAAGAACGUGGAGGCCAUGUCUGGAAUGGAGGGCAGAAAGAAGAUGUUCGAUGCUGCUGGUGGAGGACAGUAGAGACACGAGUGUACAUAUAUAUAUAUAGCAGUGUGUAUAAUUGUGUAAAUGUUUGUGUGUGUUUGUCAAAAUAAAAUCACAUGUAAUUGAA